AAUGUUUGGUACGGUAUUUUAAUUUUUUGUAAUUGUUUUGCGAGAAAUAUCUCAAUUUUAAUACUUUUAACACUGUUUCAGUUUAUUCUAAUAAUUACAUGCGGAGAAGUAUUCUCAAAUAAUGAAGAAAACACUGGAUUCGAUCAGUCGUUGGGUACCGAGAGCAUUUUAGAGGAUGUGAAAUCUGGACCUGUGCGUAUCCGACGUUAUACCAGAGGGCGAAGCCGGGAAAAUGAGAAAAAGAGAGACGACGAGGAUGAUGCUUCCUAUGACUAUAGUUCGGAGUAUGAGGCUAUGCCAAAAGCUUUCAAGGGAAGUCGUUAUAGCGCCUAUAAGGAUGAUAAAGACUCUAAGGAUAAAUACGAUUAUCCUUAUAAUUACGAUAGUGGCUAUGACCACAAAGAAUAUGACAGAAUCAAAGAAUUAUCGGAUAAACAAGCUGCAGAAAUUAAAGAAAAUCCUGGUAACUGCAAGGAAGUUAAGCGAGAUGGAAUGACCUGUAAUGUAUGCAAGGACCCCAAAACGGGUGGUAAUUAUGAAUCCUGUUCAUACCAGGCUGAACCGAAAAAUAAUAAAUAUGCUUAUUCAAAGGAAAAAAACUUUGACAGCAACGAUGAACCCGAUGAUAAAUCUGGCGAAGAAAAUGAUAAGCCCGCAAAAAUAAAAAACUAUGAAGACUCCCCGGAUGACAAAACGGGUCCACAAAAAUUUUCUGAUUCCGAAGAAAAGCCUUCUAAUAACUAUAAACGUGGCGACGAUGAUGAUAAAUAUAAAUCAUAUUAUAUUCAUACUUCCAAUCCCAAGCCUAGUGAGGCGUUACGAGCAUCAAGCGAAGAAAAUAACGACGAUAGGACCAAAUCGAAAGGAUACGACUAUCAAAAGGCACUGCCAGGAUUUUAUUCGGACAAUGAACCAAAGAAAGAUGUGGAACAUGUACUAGCAGAAUUUAAAAAGAAGGACAGAUCGGCAUGUAAUAAGGUUCAGAAAAACGGAAUGACAUGUUUUCAGUGCCUUGAUAAGGCUGGAUUGAAACAUGAAGAGUGUAUGUUUGUUUCCGAGUCGGCCCCCAAGAAAAGUCAUUUGGCAUAUCAGGAAGUUAAAGAAUUUACAUCUAAACCUGCUACGCUCGAAGAAGGCAACGAAGGUUCGGAAAGUCAAACUAUAACCACAAGUACGCCCCCAUUACAAACGUCAGCGAUAAGUAAACGAUCGAAUAAACAGAAACGAAAGAAGGCAACACACGCAUCUCUAGCUGCGUCUGCUAGUAAUCCUGUAGCUGCGACUGCAACUAAACAAAGGUCCGUAAAAGUUAAAAGAAGUCAGAAUAGUGAAGUAAAUGAAGAAAAGCCCUUCGCUGAUGAGCCAAAUAUUGCCCCGCCGGAGGAAUUUGCAGGUGCCGAUUCAAAAGGUGCAUUUUGGGCAGAAACUGUCCCACGUUACAGCGCAGAUUUAGGCGUUUCUUUACCGGAAUACAUGCUCUCAAGAUCAGAUCAUGAGGCUUCAUUUGAUGAGUUAGUCUUAGGAGCUUAAGAUAAGACCUCAGUAAUACUUAGAUAUGAUUACUAAAACAGGAUCGUGUCUUAACCCCAUUCCGAGACUAUACACCGCCUAGUUAUUUCUGUUUAUAAUUGUGAACCAAAAGAACUAUGUAACAUUUGUAAUGUAAAAGUGGAAGGGUAUUUUUACAGACUUAUUUUAAUAUUAUUAAAGCUAGGCGUUUUAUAAUACUACGAACAAUACUUAUUAUGAUUACGUUGUUAAAUUUUAAGAUAGGUGUCUAGCCUAUCUAGUUAUUGUUGACUAGUUUUAUUUUAUAAAUAAAUAUUUUUAUAUAA
This is a messenger RNA of Pieris napi, 1835 nucleotides long. RefSeq lists its product as uncharacterized. The transcript is spliced from 2 exons. The record is from RefSeq and is a predicted model, not a curated record. NCBI's taxonomy places the organism in Eukaryota, Metazoa, Arthropoda, Insecta, Lepidoptera, Pieridae. The coding region runs from base 295 to 1530 and encodes 411 amino acids.